Messenger RNA from Haliotis rubra (blacklip abalone), 3178 nucleotides. Its product is annotated as ATP-binding cassette sub-family B member 10, mitochondrial-like. Gene Ontology annotation, biological process: transmembrane transport. The transcript is spliced from 12 exons. The record is from RefSeq and is a predicted model, not a curated record. NCBI's taxonomy places the organism in Eukaryota, Metazoa, Mollusca, Gastropoda, Lepetellida, Haliotidae. Gene Ontology annotation, molecular function: ATP hydrolysis activity; ATP binding; ABC-type oligopeptide transporter activity. Gene Ontology annotation, cellular component: membrane. The coding region runs from base 329 to 2233 and encodes 634 amino acids.
UCUAAGGCAAAAAAAUGUCAGCGUACUGUAUGUUCACGUGUGGAAUGUUUUGAUUUGCUUAUUUACAACAUUAAAUAUAUUGCAAUGGCAAGAGAAACGUAAUUACCUUAGAUUUAUUGCCAUUAAUUAAACACAAAAUGACAAAAUUUGUUUUGCCCUUGGAUUGGCAGUUGUCACUGGCUGUGAACUGUUGCAUAAGCCUCAUUUAGUCGGCAAGGCACAGCUCUUCCGAGUCACCGUGUCAGAAACUGUGACGAGUCGGGCUCAUAGCUCCUCACCUGUGCAGACACAUUCGUGGUGAUCGUGUGCGCCACUAAUACUACGGAAUAUGAAUUCUAUAAGGAUACUUGGAGGGUCACCUUUGCGGCCAUCAUCUCUGUGGAAGGUUUUGGUACAGUACCGGACACUAAAAACUUCCCCUAUAUGGCGUCAGAAGGCCCCAGGAGUUCAGAACAAUUCAAAGACAGCCGUGCCAAAGAUUUCUGAAGUAAAGCGAAUAAUUGGCUUGGCUAAACCAGAAAGAUUGAAAUUAGCAGGUGCGUUGGGGCUGCUGGUGGUGUCCAGUAGCGUGACCAUGGCCGUGCCGUUCUGUAUCGGGAAGGUGAUCGACAUCAUCUACACAGCGUCACAGGAGGGGAAGAUGGAGGAGAGACUCAAUUCACUCUGCAAGAUAUUACUGGUGGUUUUUCUCAUCGGAGGAGUCGCAAACUUUGGACGGGUCUAUUUGAUGACGGUCGCUGGCCAAAACAUUGUGAAGAGUCUUCGAGAAAAGUUGUUCAAUUCAGUUAUGAAGCAAGAAAUUGGAUUCUUUGACAAAACUAAGACUGGGGAGCUGAUAAAUCGUUUGUCGGCCGAUACAUCACUUGUUGGACAGUCUGUGACAAACAACAUAUCUGAUGGACUGAGGUCGAUAGCACAAGCUGUAGGUGGGGUUGGGAUGAUGGUGUAUGUCUCUGCCAAGCUAACAGCGAUAUCCUUAGGCAUUGUGCCGCCAGUGGCCCUUGUGUCUAUCAUAUAUGGUCGGUAUGUGCGGAACAUCACCAAGCAAGUACAGUCCUCUCUGGCCAAUGCCACUCAGCUUGCUGAAGAGAAGGUGGGCAACAUCCGCACCGUGCGAGCAUUUGCACAAGAAGAGAAGGAAUGUGAAGCCUAUAACCAAAAGAUCGACCAUGUUCUGAAGUUGUCAUACAAGGAAGCAUUGGCUCGUGGAGUCUUCUGGGGAUUUACUGGGGUGUCUGGUAACGCCAUCGUGCUGUCAGUGUUCUACUACGGAGGGCUGAUGAUGACCGAGUCACAGAUGACAGUCGGAGAGCUGUCGGCGUUCCUCCUGUAUGCAGCCUACGUGGGAGUGUCUAUGGGAGGCUUGACGACAUUUUACACCGAGCUGAUGCGUGGCCUGGGGGCAAGUUCCCGACUCUGGCAAUUGAUGGACAGACAGCCCCAGAUUCCUGUGACAGCCGGUCUAUCACCGUCCAGUUCGCCGCAGGGCAACAUUAGCUUCAACAACAUCAAUUUCCAUUACCCAUCCCGUCCCGAGACAACAAUUUUCUCGGACCUGAGCUUGAAUGUCCCAUCUGGCUCUGUGACUGCCGUGGUUGGUCCCAGUGGGUCGGGGAAGUCCACGCUAGGUGCUUUGCUUCUCCGCAUGUAUGAUCCCACGCAGGGAAGUGUCCAACUUGAUGGCCAAGAUAUCCGUGAGUUGAACCCCACCUGGCUCAGGAAUCAGAUCGGAACUGUAAACCAGGAGCCUGUGUUGUUCUCCUGCUCCAUCGGUGAGAACAUCGCCUACGGUGCCUCUGACCCAACCGCUGUGACAAAGGACCACAUUGUUAUGGCAGCCAAACAAGCAAACGCUUACAACUUUAUCCAGUCAUUCCCGGAGGGCUUCCAGACUCUUGUCGGGGAGAGAGGACACAUGCUGUCAGGUGGCCAGAGACAGAGAGUUGCUAUAGCAAGGGCGAUCUUGAAGGAUCCCAACAUUCUACUUCUGGAUGAAGCUACGAGUGCCCUGGAUGCAGAGAGCGAGUAUCUUGUACAGGAAGCCCUGGAGAGGCUGCUGGUAGACCGGACAGUUAUCACAAUAGCUCACAGACUCUCUACAAUCAAAACAGCCAGUCAGAUAGCUGUGAUAAACGAUGGCUGUAUCGUAGAGGUUGGCAGCUACGAUGAACUGAUGUUGCUGACAGAUGGGAUGUUUCGGAGAUUGGUCGAAAGACAAACUAUAACACGAUGAGAAGCAGCAUAAUUUACAGACACAAGUUCUACAUCAAAAUAUAUAUUAAUAUAUCAGUGAUAGUGUUCCACUAGUACCUUAGUCACAUGGGUUAGGGACUGUGUUGAGAUCAAGGGGAGGUAAUCUAACCCGACCAUUCAGGAUAAGACCGUAUACCAAUACAGGGCUGUCCUCAUAUUACCCCAUUUCACCUGCACCUCUAUCAAAACAAAUUUAUGGAUGAGUGCACAAAACACAAUCACCUUCAUCCCUUUAAGAUAAUUAACUCUUCACCUUAUAGUAGCUGGGAUGUAAGUGAUGUAUCACCUUAUAGUAGCUGGGAUAUAAGUGGUUUAUCACCUUAUAGUAGCUGGGAUGUAAGUGGUCUAUCACCUUAUAGUAGCUGGGAUGUAAGUGAUGUAUCACCUUAUAGUAGCUGGGAUAUAAGUGGUUUAUCACCUUAUAGUAGCUGGGAUGUAAGUGGUCUAUCACCUUAUUGUAGCUGGGAUGUAAGUGGUCUAUCACCUUAUAGUAGCUGGGAUGUAAGUGGUCUAUCACCUUAUAGUAGCUGGGAUGUAAGUGGUCUAUCACCUUAUAGUAGCUGGGAUGUAAGUGGUUUAUCACCUUAUAGUAGCUGGGAUGUAAGUGGUUUAUCACCUUAUAGUAGCUGGGAUGUAAGUGGUUUAUCACCUUAUAGUAGCUGGGAUGUAAGUGAUGUAUCACCUUACAGUAGCUGGGAUGUAAGUGGUUUAUCACCUUAUAGUAGCUGGGAUGUAAGUGGUUUAUCACCUUAUAGUAGCUGGGAUGUAAGUGGUCUAUCACCUUAUAGUAGCUGGGAUGUAAGUGGUUUAUCACCUUAUAGUAGCUGGGAUGUAAGUGGUUUAUCACCUUAUAGUAGCUGGGAUGUAAGUGGUCUAUCACCUUAUAGUAGCUGGGAUGUAAGUGGUCUAUCACCUUAUAGUAGCU